Messenger RNA from Wallemia ichthyophaga EXF-994, 1929 nucleotides. Its product is annotated as Zinc finger protein C25B8.19c. Bases 1 to 1929 code for a protein of 642 amino acids. Gene Ontology annotation, biological process: regulation of transcription by RNA polymerase II. The record is from RefSeq and is a predicted model, not a curated record. Gene Ontology annotation, cellular component: nucleus. NCBI's taxonomy places the organism in Eukaryota, Fungi, Basidiomycota, Wallemiomycetes, Wallemiales, Wallemiaceae. The transcript has 3 exons.
AUGAUCGUUAAGAACAACCAAGUGAUCGACGAGGAAAAAAUGGAGGGUGCCACGUCGACUUCGACUUCAAAUUCAGCAAUUUCAUUUGAUAUAUCCGGGGGGAAUACAGAAUCUAAUGAAGCAAGUAAUUAUACAAGUGGUGGUAGUGGGGAGUAUCAGGAUAUUCCUAAAAGGCUUUCAGUCAACCGCCAAAGAUCCUCAUCGUUGAAUAAGCUCGAUCCAUUGAAAUUUGGAUUGAAUCACGUGAAUUUUAUUCAAAAUAACGAUUCAGAAGUUAAGUCACCCGGAUCCGUUGCUUCAUCUUCUUCUGCCUCUACAGAAUCUACAAAGUCGCGUAGACAUACCUUCUCUGGUCCACUCGUGAUUAACUUGAAUCACCCUAUAGUACAACCAAGUAUAAGUAAUCUAAUAAAUCAAGACAAUCACCAGCACACUUCUCCCUCUCAAUACCAAUUUGAUAAAGUCUUACCCGCAGAACCAUUACCUCAAAUGCCUGCACCUUUACCUACACCAACUUAUAGAAAAUAUCAUAAGCCACAUGGACAAAGCUCUGAGCACCCACCAGAACUUAUCCCUUUCUCUUCUUCAUUGCAGUUACCUUCUUUGCACAAUUGGUCUCUUGAUAGCUCUGCUUUACCCCGCAAAAUGACUACGAAUAAGCGCAAAUUGGGUAAUGACGUUGAUAAUCACCACUCGAGUACAACUAGUCAAGCCAUUGCUGCUUCUCAACAAGACGAUGAGUACGCAAAUUCCCAAGUGCGCAAGUUGGAUAAUGAGCCUGACUUGAAUCAAGCAAGCGGUAGUGCAAAUGCAAGUGCAAAUCCAAACGUAAACGCAACUGCCUCAACUUCCAAUACAACUCAUCAGCUAACUCCGACCCACUCAACCACUUCAACUGCUUCAACUUCGAAAGGAAAAAUCUACACGUGUGAAUACUGUUAUAAGACAUUCAACAGACCUUCUUCAUUGAAGAUACACACCUACUCACACACAGGUGAACGUCCGUUCGUCUGCCAAGUCACUGGCUGUAACAGGUCAUUUUCAGUGGCAUCCAAUUUGAAGCGACACGCCAAAGUGCACAACAACUCGUCCCAUGGGAGUGAGCAACAAGAGCAACACGAGCAACCUGAACAGCAAGAGCUACCCCAGCAAUACACUCAAAACAACGUGUCCCAGCAACACACUAACAAGAUUACAAAUAAGAUUACAAAUGUUGACUCACCCACACUAACCAAAGAACCUUCUCCUAUGGAUCUCACACUGUCACAGGUGGAUAAGCAAGCCAGCGGCUUACACAGCGGUAGUAGCGGAGAAAGUAGUGGUGACAGCAAGCAUAAUUCAGGCGGGGCUGGAGAAUAUGCAGAUAUGGAAGAUGACAGUAGUAGUGGGAAUGAGAAGAAGAGGGAGAAUGAGGAUGAUAGCGUUACGCUAGCCCAGGAUGUUAAUAGUCGCAAGAACAGUCGGCACAAUGCCCAGGUUGUAAAUGGUACAGGUGAUUGGCAAGGUGCACAUGGUGCUCAUGAUGCGCAUCAAUCAUAUGGUGCACCGCCCAGUCUUGAACGUACGAGUCAGGUGAUCGACGGUAAAUUGAAAUCAACGAUGCGCGUACCACAAACUCAAGCAGCUAACGACAAGAGAAUGAUAAAUGCUCUUAACAAUGGUAGAUCAAUUUCUAUCGAUGGCAAAUCAUUGACUUUGCAAUCUGCAAAUCGAAGCAUCAACAAGAAUGGAACGAUUGUUUCGAGCAAGUACCACAACGAGGAUAGACAGGCGGCGCUGAAGGAGGAAGAGAAACUGAAGCAGAAGCAGAAACAGAGACAGGUUGACGAUGAAGAUGACUACGAUUCCUCGAAUGAGAUCUACUCAUCACCCAAUGAAGACGACGAGGAUAUGUGCAAACUUCCAAUCAAGCAGAAAAUACUCAAUUGA